Molecule: messenger RNA, 1783 nt
Organism: Ceratosolen solmsi marchali
Lineage: Eukaryota; Metazoa; Arthropoda; Insecta; Hymenoptera; Agaonidae
Gene: Fpgs1
Product: Folylpolyglutamate synthase 1
Exons: 7
Coding region: 368-1774 (468 amino acids)
Biological process (GO): tetrahydrofolylpolyglutamate biosynthetic process
Cellular component (GO): cytosol; cytoplasm; mitochondrion
Molecular function (GO): tetrahydrofolylpolyglutamate synthase activity; ATP binding
Source: RefSeq, a predicted model, not a curated record
CACAAACUGGUUUAAUCGUAAAGUAAAAGAUCGGAAACUUGAGUGGAGACUCGAUCUCAGCUUUCAUUUACAGUUUAAUGUUGACUUUAGUAAGGAAUAUGAAUUGCAGUAUAGCGAAAGAAAAUAUUCAUUCUUUACUUAGCUAUGAGCGAUCACAAGAAUAUGACUUCAAGUGAUGUGUUUUAAUAGCGUAACUGAUCGCUCACGUAUUAACUUGGUGAAAGCUAAACGUUAUAAACAAGAAACAAAACGUGAAUACGAAUGAAAGUAUUUCCAAGAAAUAAUAAGGAUCAUAAAUACCUUACAGACAGGGCUUAUAUCGAAAAAUACGACAAUUAAUUCGCAGAACGCUAGCGGCUUGCAUAAUAUGGAGAAAUAUUUAGUCCGGUCCGGCAUGAGUUUGCAGCAGCUGGACACGUUAUCGGUAAUCCAUGUGACCGGCACAAAGGGAAAAGGCUCGACCUGUGCUUUCGUAGAAGCUAUACUCCGCAAUCAUGGCUUUCGCACAGGUUUCUACAGUUCGCCUCAUCUGGUCGCGGUUCGCGAACGAUUUCGCAUCAAUGCCAAACCCAUAAGCGAAAUGAAAUUUAUAAAUUAUUUUUGGCCAGUCUACAACAUGCUCAACCAGUUGAAGGAUAAUCCCAAUGAUAUGCCACCGUACUUCAAAUUCCUUACAAUAUUGAUGUUCCACAUUUUUAUCAAGGAAAAUGUCGAUGUGGCUAUAAUUGAGGUGGGUAUCGGUGGCGAGCUCGAUUGCACGAAUAUCGUGAGAAACAGCGUGUGCACAGGCAUUGCGAGGCUCGGACUGGAUCACACUUCCGUGCUGGGCAACACUCUCGAGUCCAUAGCCUUUCAAAAGUCAGGGAUCUUCAAGCCUGGGGCGCCGGCAUUUACCAUCCCACAGCCAAGAAAUGCGAUGUCGGUGCUACACAACCGAGCCGUCGAGAAGGGAUGCUCCUUGAGCAUUGUGCCCAAUCUACAAAGUUAUCCCUGGAAGAAGUCACAGCCCGUUCUAGGCAUUCCUUGUAAGGUUCAAAAUCAUAAUGCUUCAUUGGCUAUUCAGUUAGCCUCCAGUUGGAUGAUGAGGCACAAAAGACGUGGAAACAAUUGCUCGAAUACCUCCAAGUGUAUGACAAACGAUAACGAUGCUGACGUUUUCAACGCGACAAACAAUAACAAUUACUAUGUACUUGCGAACAAUAAUAAUAAUAGCCCAAAUACGAGUCUUUGCUUCGCAAAGGUUGCGACCGCCCUGGAAACAUGCAAGUGGCCCGGAAGAACGCAAUUCUUGCCUCGAGAAACGAUGGAUUUCUAUAUCGAUGGAGCACAUACUAUUGAAAGCAUUGAAACGUGCGUUUCGUGGUUUCGAGAUGUCACCGUAAAAACAGGAGAAAAGAGGAGAAAGUAUCUCAUCUUCAACAUAACGGGGGCAAGAGAUUCAGCUUCGCUACUGAAUCCUCUAAAACAGCUAGGAUUUAGUAAAGUCUUCUUCGUACCGAAUGUCACCGGCUUAACUACUAUCGCAGAUCAUAUCAAUGCCAAUAUCAAUAGCAAUAAAGAGAUAGAGAGAUGCCAACUUCAUGUGCAGAUAUGGGGGGAGAAUUCAGUUACAGCCAAUAGCGUUUACGAUGCUCUCAAAAUGAUCGACGGCCAGGUGAAUUCCAUGAGCGAUGGAUAUUGUAAGCCGCAAGUGCUAGUGACGGGAUCUUUGCAUCUAGUGGGAGCACUUCUCUCUAUCAUUGAUCCUAAUUUAAGCUUAUCUACCAAAUGCUGAUUACUCUAA